AUGUCCGACACCGUGAUAUACAACCCGUCAACCUCCAAGUACUACGUCAUCUCCCAAGGAUCCACCAUCGAAACCACGCUCACCCACAAAGCCUCCGUAGCCGAUGAAUGGCUUCGCCAGGUUUACUCCAAAUACGGCGGCCGCCACACAGUCGUCGGACUGGACACUGAGUGGAUGCUUCGCGAAGUCUCGCUGACGAUGAAAGCGGCGAUCCUCCAGCUGUGCGUGGAGAACACGUGCCUGAUCCUGCAACUGUUUUGCCUGGACGACGUGCCGGAGAAUCUGAGGAAAUUUCUGACGGAUUCGAAUUUCACGUUCGUCGGCGUUCAGGUGAAGAACGACAUAAAGAAGCUGAGGAAGGAGUACGGAAUAGAGUGUAGUAAUGGCGUGGAUGUGCUUGAGGUGGCAAAGCGUGAGUGGCCGGAAAAGUUUUCACGUUCAGGUCUGAAACACCUGGCGAAGGAGCUGGUAGGGUUAGAGAUGAAGAAGAACAAGAAGGUGACGAUGAGCGAAUGGCACGUGAGGGAUCUGAGCUAUGAACAAGUGGAAUAUGCAUGCAUUGAUGCAUAUGCUUCUUAUUGGAUUGGUCACAAGCUGCUCGUUGAAGACAAAUUAACAAGCUAAUUAAGCUAGCUACGAUCCAUUAUUAUUCAUUUAUCAAUCAAUCAAUCAAUUAAUGAGUAUCUCAUUAUUGGUUGGUUUCUUUUAUAUUUUGGUUCUAGUUAAUCACUGCCCUCUUCGUCUUUAUUAUUGUUAAUAAUGUAAUAAUGCAUGGUUCAUAUGUUUCUUUAGCUAAUUAAGCUGCCG
This is a messenger RNA of Neltuma alba, 807 nucleotides long. RefSeq names its product Werner Syndrome-like exonuclease. The transcript has a single exon. Bases 1 to 624 code for a protein of 207 amino acids. Gene Ontology annotation, biological process: nucleobase-containing compound metabolic process. Gene Ontology annotation, cellular component: nucleus; cytoplasm. Gene Ontology annotation, molecular function: 3'-5' exonuclease activity; nucleic acid binding. The record is from RefSeq and is a predicted model, not a curated record. NCBI's taxonomy places the organism in Eukaryota, Viridiplantae, Streptophyta, Magnoliopsida, Fabales, Fabaceae.